Messenger RNA from Psammomys obesus (fat sand rat), 6259 nucleotides. It is a transcript of the gene Slc6a18, whose product is annotated as solute carrier family 6 member 18. The record is from RefSeq and is a predicted model, not a curated record. Lineage: Eukaryota; Metazoa; Chordata; Mammalia; Rodentia; Muridae. Gene Ontology annotation, biological process: sodium ion transmembrane transport. Gene Ontology annotation, cellular component: plasma membrane. The transcript has 12 exons. The coding region runs from base 1744 to 3588 and encodes 614 amino acids.
AUGGCAGGACCGAGAACUUGCAGGGAUGAUAUGGUCAGCAAAUCCAGCCCUACCCCUCAGACAGCUCUGGAUUGGAGGAUUUCUUUGAAGAGGUUACCACAGCCCAGAGAGACAGACUGAGACUGCACUGGGGCAGUGACAGAGUUGUCUUAUACACUCUGUUACCUACUGGCAGUUGACCAGCAGGCCUUUGGACUUGGGACAUGGGGGCUGCAUGGGAAUGAGGUCAGCUGGAAACAGAGGUGGUGAGAUAGAGGAAGCAGGAGAGAGAAUGACAGAAACAUGCCCAGCAUGUGGGACAUCAAAGGGGUAUCUCACUACCCCCUCCCUACCCUCCUCCAUACACUCCUCCCUACCCUCCUCCCUACCCUCUUCCCUACCCUCCACUUCCCUCCAUUUCUUGUCUCCUCCCAGACUUUUACUCACUUUAGCCUCAUGUUCAAAAUAGAAUCUCCUGUAAAUGUAUCUCCCAGAGCAGGCUUCUGUAUCUACAUAUUUGGGAUUGUGGCUGCAUAGUUGACAGAGCAGUAUGCUGGAAGAUUACAGGCUCCAAAGGCUUAGGAUGCCCUUAGCCUGUCCCAAGGGAGGAGUCUCAGAAUCUGGGAGCAUCAGCAACAUGGAAGCAUCACUCUGUCCUUCCUAGCCGCUUCAGACAACAGUGGGGUCACUAGUGCAGAGACGGAGGUGAGAAGAAGCCCUCAAGUCCCUGCACACGAGGAAGAAGCUUCCUGUGCCUGCCCCUCAAAACUCUUGUUCAUAGAGGGCUGUGGGCCAUACACAGCCAGCGGCUUCUGGGCUGGGCCAAGUGUCUGGUGCAGGUGCAGGCUGGGGGUGCAGGUAUGGUUUUACUCAAAACAUGGAUGUUUAGAACUAGCCCAAAAUAACCCACAGACAGAUGCCUGAAAAGUAAGGUAUGCUUGAAGACCUAGCAUGUGGAGGCCCCUCCUGACUUCAUGGCCCAGGGAACUAAAGACCAUGUCCAACAUCCACCCAGAGCCAAGGUCAGCUCCUCACAGAAGCUGCACCUGUGAGUGCCCGACAGAACUGUGCAGUGCCUGCGGUGUGGUUUGGAUAGCAGUGUGCACCCUGGACAGCACAUACUUCUCGGUAAGAGAACCCAAAGAACUCCAGGCUGUACUGGGCAAAGGAAGCAGGUAUAGGCUGUGUGUCCAAAGUCCACGCACAGAACCUUCAUGAGACAAGACUGCAGGCAGCUGGGGUUUCUGGGGCCACUGGGGUGAGCAAUGUAGAAAGAGCAGUAGGUGGCCUGGCACAAUGUUUCAGGCCGUAGCACCCCUGGCUACAUACUACUGUGAGCCUCAAGGAAUUACCCUGGAGGAAGAAAACAGGUUAGGGGCUGUCUCCUAUGGAAAGUGAGCAUGUAUUACUUACACCACAGGCUUAGUUACAGAAUGAAUAGGCUUUAGCGGCCAACUGAACCUGCCAUUCUGGGAGCCUGGCCUCUAUUGAAUGCGCUGCUGGCAGGCUCUGCUGCUCACUGAUCACAUGGUACAGAAAACUUCAGGUCGGCCGCUAGAUGCGGGUGUUGAAGACGGACUCUGCAGUAGUCAGGAACUUGCUGCCAGUUAUCAAUUAACUGGGCUCUUUUAAAUAAAUGGAGGGUCUGAGAGCUCCAGCCUCCUCAGUCCAGCAGAGAUUCCAGAGGGCCUUCCGGACCAGCGUGUUGCAAGGUGCCCACUGUACAUCCUCCCCUCCCAGUCAUACCCGGGGCAGCUGCUCAGCAUGGCACAGGCUUCGGGGAUGGACCCACUUGUGGACAUGGAGGAUGAGAGGCCCAAGUGGGACAACAAACUCCAGUAUCUCCUGAGCUGCAUCGGCUUUGCUGUGGGGCUGGGUAACAUAUGGAGGUUCCCCUACCUGUGCCAGACCUACGGGGGAGGGGCCUUCCUCAUCCCCUAUCUCAUCGCCCUGGUCUUUGAGGGGAUCCCGCUUUUCUACAUUGAGCUUGCCAUAGGCCAGCGCCUACGAAGGGGCAGCAUUGGGGUGUGGAAGACCAUCUCUCCCUACCUUGGCGGUGUAGGCCUGGGCUGCUUCUCAGUGUCCUUCCUGGUCAGCCUGUAUUACAACACCGUUCUCCUGUGGGUCCUAUGGUUCUUCCUCAACUCCUUCCAACACCCGCUGCCUUGGAGCACAUGCCCGCUGGAUCUCAACAGAACAGGAUUUGUGCAGGAAUGCCAGGGCAGUGGCACUGUGAACUACUUCUGGUACCGGCGGACUCUGAAUAUCACAUCUGACAUCAGCAACCCAGGCACUGUCCAGUGGAAGCUGUUCCUCUGCCUGGUGGCUUGCUGGGCAACUGUGUACCUGUGUGUCAUCAGAGGCAUUGAGAGUUCAGGGAAGGCAAUCUACUUUACAGCCUUGUUCCCUUACCUGGUACUAACCAUCUUCCUCAUCAGAGGUUUGACCUUGCCUGGAGCAACAGAUGGCUUGACCUACCUGUUCACUCCCAAUAUGAAGAUUCUUCAGAAUCCACGAGUGUGGCUGGAUGCAGCCACCCAGAUUUUCUUCUCCCUCUCCCUGGCCUUUGGAGGACAUAUUGCUUUUGCAAGCUACAACCCGCCCAGGAACAACUGUGAGAAGGAUGCUGUGACCAUUGCCCUGGUCAACAGCAUGACCUCCCUGUAUGCGUCCAUCACCAUCUUCUCCAUCAUGGGGUUCAAGGCGUCCAAUGACUAUGGGAGGUGCCUGGACAGAAACAUCUUGAGCCUCAUCAAUGAGUUCGACUUUCCAGAGCUUAGCAUCUCAAGGGAUGAGUACCCUGCUGUCCUCAUGUACCUGAAUGCCACUCAGGCUGAGAGAGUGGCUCGACUUUCCCUGAAGACCUGCCAUCUACAAGAUUUUCUGGAUAAGAGUGCCUCAGGCCCAGGCCUGGCCUUCAUCGUUUUCACAGAAGCCGUCCUGCACAUGCCAGGAGCUUCUGUGUGGUCCGUGCUCUUCUUUGGGAUGCUGUUCACCCUGGGUCUGUCCUCCAUGUUUGGGAACAUGGAGGGUGUCAUUACACCACUGUUUGAUAUGGGGAUCUUACCCAAAGAUAUACCCAAAGAGGCCAUGACUGGGGUGUCCUGCCUUAUCUGUUUCCUCUCAGCCAUCUGCUUCACGCUGCAGUCUGGAAGCUACUGGCUGGAGGUCUUUGACAGUUUUGCAGCUUCUCUGAAUUUGAUCAUCUUUGCCUUCAUGGAGGUGGUUGGGGUCAUUUACGUUUAUGGCAUGAAGCGGUUCUGUGAUGACAUUGAAUGGAUGACUGGGAAGCGGCCCAACCUCUACUGGCAGGUGACAUGGAAGGUGGUGAGCCCUCUGCUGCUGUUCAGCAUCUUCCUGUCCUACAUUGUCCUUCUGGCCCAGAGACCACCCAGCUACAAGGCCUGGAACCCCCAAUAUGAACAUUUCCCCUCAAGAGAGGAGAAGCUCUACCCAGGCUGGGUGCAGGUCACCUGUGUGCUCCUGUCCUUUCUGCCCUCACUGUGGGUCCCGGGAGUCGCUCUGGCUCAGUUACUGUCUCAGUGCAGACGGAGGUGGAAGGAUGCACAUCUGGAAAGUGGUCUAAGGCCACAGGAGAGCAGGAACUGAUGAGGGGGUGAAGCCAGGGUAGACCAGCGUGGAAGAGAAGGCCUGUGCCACUCAUUACACUGUGUCCAUUACUGAGCCCAUGUGGUUAUUGCUUUCCCAGCUUUCUGUAUGAUGGAAGGUUCAUAGGCUCAGGGAAGCUGCAGGUUGUCCACUGGGCAUCUGUGUGAUGCCAAAGCUAGGUCCUGCAAAGCUAGGGUACAGUCUAUGUGGACAUGGCUUCCCCUGAAAUCUGUGUUGAUGUGGGCAGCCCUGAGUGUACUCCAUUGGCAUAGUGGCAGGACUGCAGAAUCCCUUUUCUAUGAAUGGCCUCUACAUUACUAAUUCCAGAAAUCCAGCCCUAAUAGCUGAGUUCAGGGGGAAGAACCUGACAGGCAAGAAAUCUCUUCCCCCUCCCAUAUUGUCCUGGAGUCACUACAUCUAUGAAGAGACCCACAGGUACAGAUGUCCGAUCAUUAGAGAACGCAGUAUCCCACGCCCACAACCAGUGCCACAGCGGUGGGGUGGCCACAAGCUGAGGAGGUACUGACUGUAUGAUUAACUCACCAUACAAAUUGUCACUUUAAUUUUUCAAGCGUCUAAGUUUUGCUUGUCAAGAAGAUACGAUAAGGCUAGUGGACAGUCAGUUUCCACUCUCAUGAAAGCGAUAAUGGCUUAUUCACUCACAUCUGUUCUCUUAUGGGGACUCUUCACUGCCCAGCCCUCGGCAGCCUUCUGGCUCAGCCAUGGCUCCAGAAACAUAGAAGGGCUCUUUUCCUUAGUUCCUUCAUGCUCAGAGAAGCCCCUCCCCAUCUCCCUCCUGUUCUGUUUUCUGCCCCUUUCAUCAGUGCUGUGAAAUCAUGGUGGUCUGUGAAGGCUGGGUCCCUGGACAAGAAUGUUUACUUCUGACAAGUUCCCACAGAGCCAACAACUGGUGGCUUUGUGGUGUCAGUGACUGCCCAGGCGCAGCAGACCCUGUCGUGAAGGAGAUUGGGACAGAUGCUGCUGUCCUCGGUGCUGAUAUUUUAAGUAAGAACGGUUUACAUGUGUGCAAAUGUGGCUCUUACUGGAAGCCAUCCUUGCCAUGGGCAGCCCAGAAUCCAAAGCAAACAUCAAGGUUUCUGCUGUCCACAUGCAGAUCUACUUCCCCUUCUGCCAUUGAGAAAGGCUCCUGGUGAGCAGGGGUGUAAGAGGCACCUAUCUUUAUAUAAGGUGUAUUUCAUGUCCAUAUCGUGUUUCAAAAAGGGGAUGUUGUAGGGUCCUAUUGUCAGGGAAAAACUUUCAGUGUAGGGCAUCAUAAAGCAGGCUGGGCUCUGCUAGCAUCUUGGAGGAAUAUGCCUUCUUUCAGAAGCUGACAUGGAAGCUUGUGUGUCCUGCACCCCUAGAGCUCAGAAUAUGGAGUCCUUCUUAGCCACAGAGAGCAAAGGCUUGGGUACCCACCACUUCAGAACAGUCUACUCUGCAUACAUUCUUGAUACAGCUACAGAAGUAUCUGAGUAAAAAGAAGAUGGACAGAAGGCAUGUCCAACAGGUGGCUGACAGGUGGACAUGCCGACAGACUAGCAUCCCAAAACAGCAGAGGCAUACCAACCUCUGCCAAACAGGCUGAUUUGUUUGGAGCCUCUGGUGAGUGCCUUGGAAAUUAGGAUGGCUGCCAAAGCACUAUCCAGGAGGAGGUGAACAAUAGCCCCAGAUAUCAGAGCAAAGGUACAUGGGCUGAGCCUACAUGACCAUGCCUACAUGACCAUACCUACAUGCAAGGUACCCUUAAGUUGACCCUGCCCUUGAGAAAAACAUGGGCUAGACAUGUCCAGCAAAGACUGGACCACAGACCUGCAAGCUGCAGGGCAAGUGUCAGCUUGGAAAUGAAGCUGCUGUGACUGGACUGGCCUGUUACCUCUGAGAUGGACAUAGUGCCCAUGCCUUCCUCAGCCACAUGAUUCCACACUUCUAUCAGCAUUUUUCUGUGGCCUUGCUCUAUCUAUCUAUGGCUAAGGUUAGGAUAAUACUUGGAGUGGUGUUCCUUUAAGCUCUCGGGUGAAAGGUAGUUCUGUAUCCCAGGUGAUCCUGAGAACCAUGCUCAGACAAGCCAGCUUGCUAUAUGGGAAGCAGCCCUUACAAAAGGUGGAACUGGAAAUCAUUGUGAAAGACGCCACCAUUGUGGUUGGGGAGUGGGUCUGCAGAGGGGACAGGCUGAUGUGUCUUAGCACAGAGAACAAGUCCCGCUUGGGUCCUUUCUUUCGUGCUGUGUGAGGCAGGGGCCUGGCUCUACUGCAUUUCAGCUGCAGGAGAACAAACCACGGAGCUCACCUUCCAUAUGGCAACAUGGCAGGGAUCUAUUCCAGCCACACAGGGAUAUAUAACAAACUCUACUAACCAGGAAAAUGUGCCUCCAUUUUUUUGUGGCCUUUGUAAACUGAGUCUUGCCUGAAGAGGUGUAACCCAACUGUGAGGUGAGGACCCCAUGCAGCAGCUUGGGCCACUUGGGAGCUUGGGAGCUACAGCCACCCCAUUACCUUAUCUGCAUGAAUAUCUUGCUGAGGUGAGGGAGGUUGGCAUACAGAAAGUGUAAGAGGGCCUGUCCAAGUUUGUGGGCAACUGUUCAGGCUGGGCUACUGGUUCUGUUGUCAGGAAAACUGGAGUUCCCUUUAGGUUCUUGGUCUCGUUAAUAAAAUAAUUAAAAAUGAACUCAGAA